Ziziphus jujuba (common jujube) is the source of this 831-nucleotide messenger RNA. RefSeq names its product glycine-rich protein 5. The record is from RefSeq and is a predicted model, not a curated record. NCBI's taxonomy places the organism in Eukaryota, Viridiplantae, Streptophyta, Magnoliopsida, Rosales, Rhamnaceae. The transcript has a single exon. Bases 1 to 831 code for a protein of 276 amino acids.
AUGGCUCAACGAAGAAGUUCUUUCAUGGGUCUGCUUGUGUUUCUCUUCUGCUUCAGCAUAAGCUUGAGCAAUGCCCAGAGAAUGUUUCUGGAUUCCUAUCAAAAGAGAGCACUUCAAGACUCUCAUUCCAAUGGAAUGGUCGGACAGAAUAAUGUUAGAGUCAAUUGGGUUGGAGGACAGGGCACUGGUUCUGGGUCUGGAUCCGGAAAUGGUGUUGGCUCUGGCUCUGGCACUGGUACUGGCUCUGGUUUUGGCUCUGGAGGCCAAGGUUCAACAGGGUAUGGGUCAGGAACAGGCACCGGAAGAGGCUAUGGAUCAGGAAGUGGAAAUGGGAACGGUAAUGGAUAUGGGUCUGGUUCAGGAAGUGGUUCCGGAACCGGAUCCGGAUUCGGUGAACCCGGGUGUGGCACAUACCCAGUCCCUGGAUAUCCCAAUCCUGGACAAAAUCCAUAUUAUGGAUGUGGCUGCCAACCUGACCCAUGUUCACAAAUAGGGUACGUGCAGGGAAACAUGCCCACCAAUAACAAUAAUAAUAUGGGCAAAAAGACCAGCAAUGAACAUAGCAAAGUAAAGCCACCACCACCAAAGUAUGGAGGCGGUCAGGAAUCCGUACCACCACCAGGCAAUACCAUGCAUGAAGAUAGUUGGUACCCACCACCCCGACCACAGAGGAUUCAAGCCUUGGAGUAUGAGAUUCCACCGGGCAAAGUAAAAGUUGAUGGGUUUAACCCACAGGAUGAUGAUGAUGAGCCACCAAUUAAAGAAAAAAUUGAUGGGUCUAACACACAGGAGAUUCAAGCCCAAGGCUCUACUCAACAACGUCAUCACUAA